Cetraspora pellucida is the source of this 1101-nucleotide messenger RNA. NCBI's taxonomy places the organism in Eukaryota, Fungi, Glomeromycota, Glomeromycetes, Diversisporales, Gigasporaceae. The record is from the annotation of a GenBank genome assembly.
AUGCACUGUUUUGAAGACGGUAGCCUAAGACAAUAUCUAGAUAAUAAUCAUAUUCAAUUAUCUUUUGGAGACAAGCGACUAUAUCACAUUCAUUCUCAAGGAAUAAUUCACAGAGAUUUUCGUCCUGAUAAUAUACUAAUUAUAAAUACUACUCAUCUUGUACCAUCUGGUAAUGAAGAAUUAGAUGAAGAGUUGCUGAGUGACAAUCCAGAAAUAAAUGAAUUUAUUGAAGAAAAUGAUGGUUUAAUAUGGAUACCUUACGAACAAUUAUCAAAUAUCGAAUAUCUUGCUCAUGGUGGGUUUGGUGUGGUAUCUAAGGCCAGAUGGAAGUCUUCAGAAGUUGCUUUAAAGUGUUUAAAUAAUUCUAAAAAUUUGACAGCUGAUGUCUUACAAGAGAUCGCUCAUUAUCAAUUAUUUGAUCAUAGUAGAUAUAUUACUUAUGUUAAUCAAUGCUAUGGAAUUUCUCAAGAUCCCACGACGGGUAAUUAUUUAAUAGUAAUGCAUUAUUUUGAAAACGGUAGCCUAAGACAAUAUCUAGAUAAUAACCAUAGUCAAUUACCCUUUGGAGACAAGCUUGGACUGUUAUACACGAUGGCAAAUGGACUAUACCGUAUUCAUUCUCAAGGGCUUAUUCACAGAGAUUUUCAUCCGGGUAAUAUACUAAAUAGAUAUAGUGAAGAAUUGCUUUCUGGAUUGCCACCUUAUUACAACGUUCCUCAUGAUAUUUCCUUGACCAUAGAUAUAUGUAAUGGACUUCAUCCUAAUUUAGAUAUUAUUAACGUACCUCAGUUACUAAAGGAAUCAAUUAUUGGGUGUUGGGAUUACAGCCCACUAGUCCGUCCAACAGCUUUUGAAUUACUUAACCUUUUUAGAAAAUGGUAUCGUGAUCAGGAUGAAGAAUUUUAUCGUCAAUAUAAACUGAUAGAGGAUACCGAAAAAUCAACAACAUUAGCAACAUAUAAGCAAACAGAGGAUAUAGAAAGAUCAAUAACAAUAUACCAAUUACAUCCGCAAGCCAUUUAUACGAGUCGACUACUUUAUUUGUAUUUGAAGGAAAAUGUUUCCGAAAAUUUGAAUGAACUUCACGUUGAAGAAAAUUAA